This is a messenger RNA of Olea europaea var. sylvestris, 1296 nucleotides long. Its product is annotated as protein FAR1-RELATED SEQUENCE 5-like. Bases 1 to 1296 code for a protein of 431 amino acids. Lineage: Eukaryota; Viridiplantae; Streptophyta; Magnoliopsida; Lamiales; Oleaceae. Gene Ontology annotation, biological process: regulation of DNA-templated transcription. The transcript is spliced from 6 exons. The record is from RefSeq and is a predicted model, not a curated record.
AUGGAAGACUUGGUCAAUAAUUCUUUGGUAGACUCUGAAAAUGAGAAUGUUGUUGAAAAUAUGAAUAUAGUGGAAGAAGAAGGUUUAGGAGAUGGGGACUCGAUGUGCCAGAUGUGGGUAUACAAUUCAAUGAUAGAAAACCGUAAAGGUCGAAGAAGUACUAAUGUCGUUGGUUCGUUGAAGCCUCAACCAACGAUGGAGAUGGAUUGUAAAGCUAAGAUCUCUGCUUCUUCAGAUGUUAAUGGAACCUGGAGAAUCAACAUAGUCAACCUCGAGCACAAUCAUACAUGUAGCCCUUCAAAGUCCAGAAAGCUUGAAGUGAAUGACAUAGUAGGAAUACCAUUGCAUAAAAGUUUCAACUCUGCAGUCGUUGAAGCUGGUGGUUAUGAGAAUUUGCCUUGUGUAGAAAAGGAUUGUCGAAAUUAUAUUAAGCAAGUAAGAAGAUUACAACUUGGAGAAGAUGAUAAGUUGCGACUGAAGAAUGUAUUUGGGACUGAUAAUAGAUGCAGGCAAACAUGUAGGGAGUUCGGUGAUGUUGUCACCUUCGACACCACUUACCUGACUAAUAAGUACAACAUGCAUUUCCCUCCUUUUGUUGGAGUUAACCAUCACGGUCAAUCUACAUUGCUCGGUUGUGGUCUAUUAUCAAACGAGGACACAUAUACAUUUGUUUGGCUAUUUAAAACAUGGCUUGAGUAUACUAAGCUUAGAUGGUGUUUAUGUCACAUUUUGAAGAAAUUGCUGGAGAAGUUUGGGUACCAUGUUGACAAGGAAAACAUAUUUUCGGAUAUACAUAGAUUGUUGGCUGGACUGUAUAACAACAGAGCUCGUUGGGUUCCUUGCUUCUUAAAAACCACAUUUUGGGCUGGUAUGUCUACGACUCAGCAAAGUGAAAGUAUGAAUGCCUUCUUUGAUAGGUAUGUACGUACGAAGACCUUGCUUAAGCAGUUCGUUGAACAAUAUGAACGAGCACCAAGGAACAAGGUUGAGAAGGAGUACCAAGCUGACUUCAAGUCAUACUUCCAGAUGGUACCAUGUGCAACAAAUUAUGAAAUGGAAAAACAAUUUCAAUUGGUGUACACAAUUUCAAAGUUUCGGGAAGUGCAAGAAGAGUUCACAGGGAAGACAUAUUGUGAUCUCGUAGCUGCUUUGGAGGGAAGUUCGGGGACCACGUACGAAAUUUUAGAGGAUGUGCUAAUGGAACACAUACGGAAGAAAAAAAGUGGUUCGUCUCUUUUCGGAGGGAUAAUAGUGAAAUUGUUUGUAGUUGCCACUUGUUCGAGUUCCAAAGGAUAA